ACAAUUUUUGAAAAAUUUACUGGGUGUGUUUGAUUCGAAGUUACAAUUUGCAGUUCUAGUAAUCAUUCUGUUCAUCUUGCUCCUAAACCAAAGCAGGGCUGUAGACGUCUUUCGAGGCCGUGCCUCAGUUCAUCGUUUAGUCUCCUGCCUAAAGAAAUAGUCGUAUUCCUACAGGUGAUACUUACUUGGUCCGCUGUGCGGAACAAGAUGGAUCAACAAGAUGUCAUCUAUUUGGCCGUCCUUGUAGCGUCAAUUUUACUUGCACAUAUCUUCAGACUAAUUCCUCAGCCUGGAAUCAAACAAGUAUUUGGAGGGAUCAUUGGCUUCAGCAUCGCUGUUUUAGUGUGUGGGUGGCAAGUAUAUCAUUCGUUGAUUACAGCCUCAGUAAACUACAUCUUCAUUCGACACGUCAGCACAAAAUACAAUCACAUCCUCUCCUUCGUCUUCUGCUUCGCAUACAUUGGUUUCACCCGAGUGUCGUUCUUAUUGGGCUUGGAGCCUAUCGGUGGUCAUACCAAUGUCAUCCAGUUAAUUCUGACAGUCAAGCUUGUCAGCUUAGCCUUUGACAUUCGUGAUAGGAAAAUCAGCCAGGAGAGCAACAAGAAAGACGAGGACAGUCGCACAGCUAUAUUUUAUCGUGAUGAAUAUGACUCUGCUUUACUUGGAUUCAAGAUGCCCACCACACUACCAUUAAUCCCGGACAUAGUGGAGUACUAUUGUUUUGUCUACUGCUUUGUUGGGCUGCUGACUGGACCUUUCUUCCGCAUCUCUACCUUCCGUCAUGCUGUAUGGCGACCUAAUGCUGGCUCGCUGCCUACAUUGAAGCCGUCUUUACUGCGACUGGCACCGUUUCCUCUGUAUGCUGGCAUUACAUUUAUAUUUGCCAAGUACUUUCCACAUGCCUACUUGGGCACUGAUGAGUAUGGAGAGCUACCGUAUGUACACAGAAUCCUCUAUGUUGUUCCUGCCUUCAUUGGCUAUCGCUAUCGCUAUUACACCGGCUGGUCUUUGGCUGAAGCAGCUAUCGUUGCCUCCGGUGUUGGGGCAUAUCCUGUGGAGACAAAGCCAGAAGCAGGCCAAGGACCGACGCAGCCAUUGUCAGAUGGGAAAAGCUCUGGCCAGUUGGAUUUCUCUGCCGUUUACAAUCUGGACGUAUAUCGCAUUGAAACAGCAACGGAUAUGCGCACUGCCAUUCGUCACUGGAACAUGAGCGUGCAGUGGUGGAUGACAUAUUACAUCUACAAGCGAUUUCCAUCGAAAUCGUUGCGGUUUCCGGCAGUGUGGUUCACUAGUGCUUACUGGCAUGGUGUGCGACUCGGCUACUACCUAUGUUUCAUGUCCACUGUGCUGACCAGCCUUACUGAAAGUACAUGGUGGAAAGCAACAGCAUUCCUGCGGAAGAAGGGCCCAAUGUAUGAACGGGCUAUGCUAGUGAUCGGCUGGUUCCUCUGCUUCCGCUACUUUGAGCACCUCGCUGUUGGUUUCAUGCUCCAGCACCCCUCUAUCGUAUUCAAGUCCUGGUCAUAUACAUACUUCUUUGGACAUUCAUUAGCGAUAUGUGUUCUAGUUCUGGCCAUGCUCCUCACAGCAGUGGUUCCACCCGAAAAGAAGAAAGAGUAGGACUGUUUUUUACUUGUCGUUAUGCUCUACUUAUUUAUUGAAGAAAUUUCUAUAGAACAAUUGAUUUUUCAAUGCUAAAGUUGCUUUUUAGGAUAUGUUUCCCCUGCCUUUGGCAUUAUGGAAGUGACAUUUUGUCUUCCGUUUCUUUUGCAAAAUUGUGGACCCCUUGUCCAGCUUUCUUUUUGUCUUCCACAGGACUAUUAGAUUGUUUUUGCCAAGCCAUCCCUCAAUAGACCACCAAUCCCAUGAGAAUACACUAUUAGAACCCAUAUACAUUGUACAUGUACUGUACUACCACUGCAGCAGUACAGGAAUCUGCAACAUGCAUUUUUUUAUGACUCCCUGAUCUACACCUUACAUGUGUGGCUAAAACAAACCCUGCCUAGCUAGGUGGUAGCAUAGUACGCAAAUGGCAUAGAUCAUUGAAGCAUAGCAGGCGAAUGGCCUGGAUUUUAGCAUUUGUUGCGUCAAACUCUAAAAUCUUCCUUCGUGCCUUUUGUGUGUAGUACUAGUAGUCACCCUUAUAGGCGUUGAUAUUCAUUCCAUGGAGUGGUCGUCAGGUGCGAAAACAAAUAAUGACCUUGUAAUUGUUUCGGGUCUAAAGGAUUCCUCUACACAACCUAUGCAAAUUGAUGAAAUGGGUUUCA
Molecule: messenger RNA, 2267 nt
Organism: Sycon ciliatum
Lineage: Eukaryota; Metazoa; Porifera; Calcarea; Leucosolenida; Sycettidae
Product: lysophospholipid acyltransferase 7-like
Exons: 6
Coding region: 208-1620 (470 amino acids)
Biological process (GO): phosphatidylinositol biosynthetic process; lipid modification
Cellular component (GO): mitochondria-associated endoplasmic reticulum membrane contact site; membrane
Molecular function (GO): lysophospholipid acyltransferase activity
Source: RefSeq, a predicted model, not a curated record